Messenger RNA from Cucumis melo (muskmelon), 4037 nucleotides. Its product is annotated as pentatricopeptide repeat-containing protein At1g05670, mitochondrial. The transcript has 3 exons. Gene Ontology annotation, molecular function: protein binding. Lineage: Eukaryota; Viridiplantae; Streptophyta; Magnoliopsida; Cucurbitales; Cucurbitaceae. Bases 808 to 3054 code for a protein of 748 amino acids. The record is from RefSeq and is a predicted model, not a curated record.
AAAAUUAUGUAGAAACAUAAGUAGAGAUGUUUACUUUUAUAAUUCUCCUCGCAGGGCCAUCUCUGACCAAAAGCGUUGGGUUCGUUCUUUGCAAGGUUUUAUUUUCCUGAUCCCUAUUUCACGUUAAGCCGCCUCUCUCCUCCUCAGCCACUGAAACCCGCCCCGCGGCCUCUCCUGCUUGCGCCGCAAAGUCUCGGCCUUCCGACGAACUCGUCUGACUCUCUGGCAAACAGUUCUAUCCUUGUUAUUUUUUCCCCCAGAAACAGAGUGGUUAGCCCCUAAUCCGUGCUGUUGCCGAGAUCGUGCUGCGGCCAUUCAUUUUGCAGAUUCCCAGGGUUUUGAUUUUUUCUUUGCUUUCUUGGUUUAUGUUAGUUUAUUCUGGAGACAUUACCCAAACACAUGGAAUGUUUUCAAAUCAUCCUUCCAAAUACAGGGUUCCAAAUAGGAGGUAGAACAUAUAAUAUGUAGUUAAACUUUCAAUCUUGUGUCUAUUCAGCUAGCCUUUAAGAAGGUAAUGGCUUUAAUAUAUAACUGUGUUGCUAAAUCAUUAUUUGCAAAUGCUAUGAAGGUUUUACUGAAGUAGUAUUUUGAAGUAACGAUUUGAAGUGUGACCUGAGAAGGGUUAAGUUUGGAGAAGAGUGAGGUGUUCAUAUCUAGUACCAGGGCAAUUUUCCCUGAAAAAGUCUUUUUGUGGCUGGGUUCUUUCAUGGCAAUCAGCUCCUGUAAAAGAUCACAUGAAUAGACAUGGGCUGUUGUCUUGUCAAACUUGGGGGAGAUCUCUUGUGCUAACAAGAGAAUGCUUUUCUGAUGAUUCUACCAUUGCACAAGAAGUUGUGUGUCGUCUUCUUCCGGUUUUGCUGUUUACAGGUUUCUUCUAAUUCAGCUUCUAGAUGUAAUUUUCUUCCAUUCUCUUUCUCUAGAAGAUGGUUGACUCAAAGCCAAAGAGUCCCAUCUCCAUUUUUGCUUCAAACCAGACCGUUUCCUGACUAUUCUCCUAAAAAGCCUACAAUUAGAGAUACUGAGCUUAUCCAUGAUAUCACUGCUGUAAUUAAGUUGCGUCGUUCUGAGCCCCUUCAUCGCAUUCUAAAGCCUCAUGAAUCCAACUUUAGGUAUGAUCAUCUGAUUUGGGUACUGAUGAACAUUAAGAAUGACUACAAUCUGGUUUUGGCUUUCUUUGAUUGGGCACGAGUUCGUAGAGAACCAUCUCUUGAAGCACGUUGCAUUAUUGUUCACAUUGCCGUGGUGUCGAAUGAUCUUAGGCUGGCUCGUGAGCUGGUUCAUGAUUAUUUCUUGAACUCGAAGCUGGAGAUUGGUGUUACAAUGACUAAAUUUACCCACCGGCUGAUAUACACAUAUAAGUACUGGGGAUCAAACCCUAUUGCAUUUGAUAUACUUUUUCAAGUCCUAGUGGAAAUUGGUCAUUUAAGUGAAGCAAGAAAACUAUUGGACAAAUUGUUGAGCUACGGACUAGUUGUCACUGUUGAUUCUUGUAAUGCUUUUCUUAGUCGCAUUGCUAACAAUUCUGAAGGAAUAGAGAUGGCAAUAAAGGUUUUUUGUGAAUAUGGUAUUGGUUGGAAUACUACGUCUUAUAACAUCAUUAUUUAUUCUUUAUGUCGAUUGGGAAAAGUAAAAGAAGCCCAUCGGUUACUCAUGCAGAUGGAUUUUAGGAGUUCUACACCUGAUGUUGUUAGUUACAGUACUGUGAUUGAUGGAUAUUGUCAUUUGGGAGAAUUGAAGAAGGCAUUGAAGCUUAUAGAUGACAUGCAAAUAAAAGGACUGAAACCAAACCGUUAUACCUACAAUAGCAUAAUAUUACUUUUGUGUAAAAUUGGUAAGUUGUUUGAAGCAGAAAAGGUAUUGAGAGAGAUGAUGUCUCAAAAGAUUAUUCCUGAUAAUGUCGUCUACACCACUCUCAUACAUGGUUUCUUCAAAUUAGGACAUGUUCAAGCUGCAAACAAAUGGUUUGACGAAAUGCUGUCUAAGAAGAUCAGUCCUGAUUAUAUAACCUAUACAACUCUUAUCCAGGGAUUUGGUCAAGGUGGAAAGGUGAUAGAACCACAAAAUAUUUUCCAUGAAAUGAUUAGCCGAGGCUUAAAGCCUGAUGAAGUUACAUAUACAACACUAAUCGAUGUUUACUGCAAAGCAGGUGAGAUGAUGAAUGCAUUUUCUCUUCACAAUGAGAUGGUUCAAAUGGGAGUGACUCCAAACAUUGUUACUUACGGUGCCCUGAUUGAUGGCCUUUGUAAACAUGGAGAACUAGAUACAGCAAAUGAACUUUUGAAUGAGAUGCGGAAAAAGGGCCUUCAACUGAAUGUUUGCACUUAUAACUCAAUGGUAAAUGGUAUUUGCAAAGCAGGUAAUAUUGCACAAGCAAUAAAAUUGAUGAAAGAAAUGGAGUUAGCUGGGAUUGGUCCUGAUGCUAUCACUUAUACCACGGUCAUCGACGCUUAUUGUAGAUUAGGAGAUAUUGGUAAUGCUCAUAAACUUCUUCAGGAGAUGCUGGAUAGAGGGCUUCAACCAACAGUUGUUACAUUUAAUGUUUUAAUGAAUGGGUUUUGUAUGUUGGGAAUGCUUGAAGAUGGCGAUAGGCUCUUGGGAUGGAUGCUAGAGAAGGGCAUUGUGCCUGAUGCAAUAACAUACAAUACUCUUAUGAAGCAGCAUUGCAUUAGAAAUAGUAUGAAUACUACAACUAAGAUUUACCAGAGGAUGCGUAAUCAAGGAGUGAUGCCGGAUAGUAACACCUACAAUAUUUUAAUAAAAGGGCAUUGUAAGGCACGAAAUCUGAGAGAGGCAUGGUUUUUAUAUAAAGAAAUGAUUGAAAAAGGAUAUGUUCCCACUGUUACUUCAUAUAAUGCACUUAUAAAGCGGUUGUAUAAGAGAAAAAAAAUUUUGGAAGCAAGGGAACUCUUUGAAGAGAUGAGAGGACAUGGGUUGGUUGCUGCUGGAGAAAUAUACAAUUUCUUUGUUGACAUGUACUAUGAAGAAGGAAAUGUGGAGAUAACUCUUAAUCUCUGUGAUGAAGCAGUUGAGAAAUGUCUUCUUAAUGAGAGAUAAAAUGAAACAGCCGGAGUAGUUUAAUAUUUUCUCUACAUAAUGAUCAAAACAGAUGCAAGGAGAGGACUUGCCGGAGAAAAUUUGCAUUCCCGUUUACUUUCAGAAGCAUGAGCUUGGAUUAUGCCUAAUCUCUCAUAGAGAAGGAUGGAUUAUUCAAGCUUUCAGUAGACGAUUGAUACUAUAUGCACUUUGACUGGAGGUUGUGGCUUUGUUACAAAGUUUAGAGUUAAAUCCAUGGCUUCACUAUGCUGCUUAAGACCAAAUGCAUGAUACCGGUCUUUGACUCUCUUAUGGAAUCUUGCCGGAAAUAUGCAUGUAUUCACGUUCAGACAUGAAAAACCGUCUGAAAGAUGCUUGAACAGGCUCUAAAACGAGGCACAAACAUCACCGUACUUAAAAAGGAGUAUAUGCGGAUUUUGAGAGCGCAAUGCAAUAGGCUAAUAGCUCAGGACCUCUGCGUCUUCGACCUAAGUUGGCACACAUGAUGAAUGGAACAUGUAACUUUGAAUGCAGAAGGUUAGCUGGCUGGCUUAAGCUUGGACUAAUUUGUAGACAGCACAGGAUUUUUAAACCAUCAUUGCCAUGGUCAUUGUUUUCGAAAAUAUUUUUGGUUGCCUGUUUUUUAAAGGUGCAUUUUUUCACUAAAUCUAUGAUAGUCAACGAGCUCUUUAAUCCUCGCUGUUCCAGCAGCAUCAAUGUCUCUUAUUUUCGUAAUUGCUCCUCUAGCCCUGCAAGUGGUUUUUUGAAGGGAUCUUGUUACUUAUGGAUGAAUCGAAGCGAGGGGUUUAUUUGGAGUCAUGGGCUACUGAAGUCCAUUUGUGAUUGCUGCCUAGAACAUGUUUUGAUAAAAUGCCCUGGUAAAUUUGUUGUGUGGUUUGUCAAUGGUGGAAGUAGUUGGAAUUUUGUUCUUAGUGUGGUUUCUUUGGUGCUCUUUAUGCGUUUAAUGAAAAGCCAAAAUGAGGAACGUCUCUUUUUUUCGUCUA